GACUUUUUGCUUUCAGUUUGGUACCAAAGCCGCGCAGCACGCCUGUCUGUUGCUUGUUUAACUGUUGGAAUUGUUUGUUUUCUCUGUGUCCUAAUCUUCCUUAGAACUAACAUGGGACAGUCUCUAACAACGCCCCUAAGUCUCACUCUUGACCAUUGGAAAGACGUCCACGACCGGGCACACAACCAGUCCGUCGAGGUCAAAAAAGGAAAAUGGCAGACCCUCUACACCUCCGAGUGGCCCACUUUCAGAGCAGGAUGGCCAGUGAAUGGCACGUUUAAUAAGACCAUUAUUUUACAGGUUAAAGAUCGGGUCUUCCACGGACAUCCUGACCAGGUUCCUUAUAUCAUCACUUGGGAGAGUCUCGCCUUGGACCCCCCCCCUUGGGUGGAACCCUUCGUAGACCCGAAUUGGCCUCCCCUCAACCCCCAGCCUGUCCCCUCGGCCCCACCCGGCCCGCUGGCCACGUCUUCCUCUCUCUACCCCACUCUAAUUAAAUCAGAGCCUUCUAAGAAACCUGUCCUCCCAGCAGAUUCAAAUUCCCCUCUUAUAGAUCUUCUCUCUGAAGACCCUCCCCCAUAUCGUUUACCUAGGCCUGGCUGAAGCGAGGAGGCAGAGCCGCCUGCCAGAUCAGUUGCCGGGCCACAGUCUGAUGAUGUUUUCUCCCGUGUCGCAGGGAGAUUGCGCAGUAAGCGAGAGGUGAUGCCAGAUUCAACUUCCCAGGCUUUCCCACUUACACAGGGAACCAGUGGCCAGACCCAAUACUGGCCGUUUUCAGCAGCCGACAUUUACAACUGGAAACAACACAACCCCUCUUUCUCCAAAGAUCCGGUGGCACUCACCGACCUAAUAGAAUCUGUUUUACUUACCCACCAGCCCACUUGGGAUGACUGCCAAGAGCUCUUACAGGCCCUCUUAACCUCAGAAGAAAAACAGAGAGUGUUCGUAGAGGCCAGAAAGCAUGUUCUGGGGGAUGAUGGGUGCCCCACCCAGCUGCCUGAGGAAAUUGAUGCUGCAUUCCCACUUAAGAGACCAAACUGGGAUUUCAAUACGGCUGAAGGUAAGGGACACCUACGCCUUUAUCGCCAGUUGCUCCUAGUGGGUCUCCGAGGGGCUAUACGACGCCCUACCAAUUUGGCUCAGGUAAAGCAGGUUUUACAGGAAGCUGGGGAAACUCCCUCCGCCUUUGUAGAGAGACUCAAGGAGGCCUACCGUAUGUACACUCCCUAUGACCCAAAUGACCCAGGACAAAUGACAAGUGUCUCUAUGUCCUUCAUCUGGCAGGCCGCACCAGACAUCAGGACUAAGUUACAGAGAUUAGAAAAUUUGCAGGGCUAUACGUUACAGGAUUUACUUAAAGAAGCUGAAAGGAUUUUUAAUAAGAGGGAGACACAAGAAGAAAAAGAAGAUAGAGUUCGCAGAGAAAGGGAAGAGAGAGAUAAAAAAAGAAACAAAGAGUUGAGCCGAAUCUUGGCCGCCGUAGUUCAGGGCCAGGAAAGGAAGGGAGAUAGGGUGGGAGCUCAAAAGGGGCCGAAGCUGGAUAAAGAUCAAUGUGCCUAUUGCAAAGAGAAAGGGCACUGGGCCAGAGAAUGCCCCAAGAAGCCUGGCGGACCCCGAAAGCCCCGACCACGAACUUCCCUUCUGGCCCUAGAUGAAGAUAGGGAGGUCAGGGCCAGGAGCCCCCCCCCCCAGCCCAGGGUAACGCUUAAAGUUGGGGGGCAGCCUGUUACCUUCCUGGUAGACACAGGAGCCCAGCAUUCAGUCCUCACCCGAGCUUCAGGACAACUCAGUGACCGGACGGCCUGGGUACAAGGAGCUACUGGCGGGAAACAAUACCGAUGGACUACAGACCGACGGGUUCAGCUGGCUACCGGUAAGGUGACCCAUUCCUUCUUACAUGUUCCGGACUGCCCAUACCCUCUGCUGGGCCGUGACCUGCUUACCAAACUAAAAGCACAAAUCCAUUUUGAGGAAGGAGGGGCCCGAAUAACUGGCCCCCAUGAAACUCCCCUUCAAGUUCUAACCCUUCAAUUAGAGGAUGAAUAUAAACUAUAUGAACCGGGACAGGACAAGCCACAAUCCCUAGAAAUAGACACUUGGGUCACGAAUUUUCCACUGGCUUGGGCAGAGACUGGUGGAAUGGGGUUGGCGCUCCAACAGCCCCCCUUAAUUAUUCAGUUAAAGGCCACUGCAACUCCAGUCUCCAUAAAACAAUACCCCCUGUCACACGAAGCUUACCAAGGCAUAAGGCCUCACAUUAUGAGGCUUCUGAAUCAAGGCAUCCUAGUCCCCUGCCAGUCGCCUUGGAAUACGCCUCUUCUGCCUGUUAAGAAACCCGGCACUGGAGAUUAUAGGCCAGUACAAGAUUUGAGAGAGGUCAACAAGAGGGUAGAAGAUAUUCAUCCGACUGUCCCAAACCCUUAUAAUUUGCUCAGUACACUCCCCUCUACACAUACUUGGUAUACGGUUUUAGACCUGAAGGAUGCCUUCUAUUGCCUCCGGCUGAGCCCGAAAAGCCAACCCUUAUUUGCCUUUGAGUGGAAAGACCCUGAAAUAGGGCUUUCAGGACAAUUAACUUGGAUAAGACUGCCUCAAGGGUUUAAAAACAGCCCAACGCUCUUUGAUGAGGCCUUACAUCGGGACUUAGCUGACUUUCGAGUUCAGCACCCCACCCUCAUACUCCUGCAGUAUGUAGAUGACCUCCUCCUACUAGCGGCCACUUCUGAAACUGCAUGCCAACAGGGAACUGAAUCCCUUUUACAGACUUUGGGACGAUUGGGCUAUCGAGCCUCUGCCAAAAAGGCUCAAAUUUGCCAGACCCAGGUUACUUAUUUAGGAUAUCAGCUACGGGAUGGACAGCGAUGGCUGACCCCGGCCAGGAAACAGACUGUGGCCGGCAUCCCUGCCCCCAAGAAAGGCCGACAGCUACGGGAGUUCUUGGGGACGGCGGGAUUCUGCCGCCUCUGGAUUCCUGGGUUUGCUGAAAUGGCAGCCCCUUUGUACCCCCUCACUAAACCAGGGGUGCUCUUCCAGUGGGGACCAGAGCAACAAAAAGCAUUUGAAAACAUCGAACAGGCCUUAUUGUCCUCCCCUGCCUUGGGUCUCCCUGAUAUUACCAAACCCUUUGAACUGUUCGUAGACGAGAAACAGUGGUAUGCUAAAGGGGUCCUAACACAAAGGUUGGGACCCUGGAAGCGCCCUAUAGCCUACCUGUCUAAGAAAUUGGACUCCGGCUGGCCACCGUGCCUGAGGAUGGUGGCAGCUAUUGCCGUCCUGACCAAAGACGCUGGAAAAUUGACCUUGGGGCAGCCACUCACCAUCCUGGCACCCCACGCAGUGGAGGCCUUGAUAAAGCAGCCCCCGGACCGCUGGCUCUCUAAUUCCCGCAUGACCCACUACCAAGCCUUGCUACUGGAUGCAGAGCGAGUUCAGUUUGGGCCCGUAGUCGCUCUCAAUCCUGCCACCUUGCUUCCUCUACCAGAGGAGGCAGAACAGCAUGACUGCCUACAAAUCCUCGCAGAAGUACAUGGAACCAGGCCGGACCUAUCGGACCAGCCUCUUCAGAAUGCUGACCACACAUGGUACACGGAUGGCAGCAGCUUCUUGGCAGACGGGGAGCGAAAGGCCGGAGCCACGGUCACUACGGAGGACAAAGUGAUUUGGGCGAAAGCCCUGCCUGCUGGUAUCUCCGCAACGGCUGAACUCAUCGCUUUGACUCAGGCGCUCAAGAUGGUAAAAGGUAAGAGGCUAAAUGUGUAUACAGACAGCCGUUAUGCCUUUGCCACGGCACACAUCCACGGGGAGAUCUACCGGAGGCGGGGGCUGCUCACAUCCGAGGGUAAGGAUAUCAAAAAUAAGGCUGAAAUUCUGGCCCUCUUAGAAGCCCUAUUCUUGCCCAAAAGACUGAGUAUUAUGCAUUGUCCAGGACACCAGAAAGGGCACAACCCAGAGGCACGAGGAAACCAGCUGGCCGAUGCCACAGCGCGAGAAGCGGCCAUGAGCAAACAAAUUUUGCCCUUAAAUAGCCCAGACCAACCCACGUCCCCACCAGUGGGACAAACCAGUUGGGUUUAUACCCAUGAGGACAUAGGGCUCCUAGAAAAAAUGGGGGCCAUCUACUAUCCUCAACUAAAACAGUGGGUCUACAAAGGAAAGACAGUUAUGCCAAUAAAUAUGACUUUUGAAUUGAUCUCCUUUCUACAUAAAUUGACCCAUUUGGGGUUUAAGAAGAUGAAAACCUUACUAGAUCGAGAAGAGAUAAACCUGUGUUUUUUGAAUCGGGACAAAGCAAUACAAAAGGUGACUGAGAGUUACAAAGCGUGCGCUCAGGUUAACCCGGGAAGGACCAUGAUUGGACAAGGAGUUCGUCCUAGGGGACACUGCCCCGGCACCCAUUGGGAAAUUGAUUUUACUGAAAUUAGACCAGGUAUGUAUGGACACAAGUAUCUUCUAGUGUUUGUAGACACCUUCUCAGGAUGGAUCGAAGCCUUCCCCACAAAGCACGAGACUGCAAAGAUGGUCACCAAGAAGCUCCUCGAAGAAAUCUUUCCCAGGUAUGGCAUGCCUCAAGCGUUGGGGUCGGACAAAGGACCCACUUUCGUCUCCCAAGUAAGUCAGUUGGUGGCCAAAUUACUGGGGAUUGAUUGGAAAUUACAUUGUGCCUAUAGACCCCAGAGUUCAUCAGGUCAGGUAGAACACAUGAAUAGAACAAUUAAGGAGACUUAAUCCAAACUUACGCUUGCAACUGGCUCAAAGGACUGGGUGGCCCUCCUUCCCCUAGUUCUAUAUCAGGCCUGGAACACCCCGGGCCCCCAUGGUUUAACUCCCUGUGAAAUAAUGUAUAGAGCACCACCUCCAUUUGUUUAUUUCUUUGAUUCAAACAUUGCCGAUUUUGCUGACAGCCCUUCUCUGAGGGCCCAUCUGCAGGCCCUACAGAUCGUGCAGAGAGACGUCUGGAAACCUCUGGCCACUGCUUACCAGGACAAGCUUGAGCAUCCGGUGGUGCCACACCCGUUCCAGAUUGGAGACACCGUGUGGGUGUGCAGACACCAGACCAAGAAUCUCGAGCCACGGUGGAAAGGACCCUAAACCGUCCUCCUGACUACCCCUACAGCCCUAAAGGUAGACGGGAUCGUGGCCUGGAUCCACGAGUCACACGUCAAGGCAGCCCGGUCUGAGGAAUCGACUAAUCACAACACUACACCCCAGACAUGGAAAGUUCAGCGUACCCCAAACCCCUUAAAGUUAAAACUUCUACGUGGCUCCUCCUAG
Rattus rattus (black rat) is the source of this 5271-nucleotide messenger RNA. RefSeq lists its product as uncharacterized. The record is from RefSeq and is a predicted model, not a curated record. Gene Ontology annotation, molecular function: RNA-DNA hybrid ribonuclease activity; aspartic-type endopeptidase activity; nucleic acid binding. NCBI's taxonomy places the organism in Eukaryota, Metazoa, Chordata, Mammalia, Rodentia, Muridae. Gene Ontology annotation, biological process: proteolysis; DNA integration; virion assembly.